Schistosoma curassoni is the source of this 3798-nucleotide messenger RNA. Lineage: Eukaryota; Metazoa; Platyhelminthes; Trematoda; Strigeidida; Schistosomatidae. The record is from the annotation of a GenBank genome assembly.
GUUUGAUUUCUGAAUUGCGCUACAAUGUGCGCUCUGAACCUUGACAUUGGUUCCUUCGAGAAGAGGAUAGCUAGAUUAUAUGCAGAUUGGGAGGAUUUCAAUAGUCAACUUCAUGAUGUAGAGUCUAUAAUUGUACCAGCUGGGAAGGUGGAUAGUGUAUACGGAAAAACCUUAUCACUACACAUGUGGCUUUUUGGAUAUGAGUUGCAAGACACUGUAAUCGUAUUCAAUAAACAGUCGAUGAUUGUGUUGUGUGGGAAAAAAAAGUUGGAUUUCUUACAUCCCUUAGAAAACCGUCAUUUUGGCAACCGCACAGUCGUUCUAAUCCCAAGAAACCCAGCUGACAAAGAUAAGGCAGGCCUAAAGAAGCUAGUUGAUUGUAUCAAGUCCGGUGCAAAGAAUAAUAAAGUGGGUCACUUGGCCAAAGAUAAAUUCAUAUCAGAGCUCACUGAAUCCUUCAUGUCAUCCUUGCAAGAGGAAAAAUUUCAACUUGUUGACAUCUCUAACUCCAUCAGUGAAAUCCUAGCUACCAAGGAUGAAACAGAAUUAAUACUGUUGAAAAAAGCUUGUGAUAUUACAUGCAAUCUUUUCACUAAACACUUAAAAGAGCAAAUUAUGGACGUCAUUGACUCAGACAGAAAAGUUAAACAUGAAAAGCUUUCUAGUGGUUGUCAAACCGCACUAAGAAACUCAAAUAUUCUGUCAGGUUUAGAUCCUGAUAAUGUAGAAAUGUGCUAUGAUCCAAUUAUUCAGAGUGGAGGAACGUAUAAUCUUAAAUUUAGUAUUGAAAGUGACACCCGGACUCUUCAUUUCGGGAUUAUUAUUUGCUCCUUAGGAGUGCGUUAUCAGUCCUAUUGUUCUAAUGUAAUCCGUUCUCUUAUGGUCAAUCCUACAGAUGAGCAGUCUGCUAAUUACACUUAUUUACAUGAUCUAUUUGAUUGGUGUAUAGAACAAAUUAAACCGGGUGUUAAAAUAUCAGAUUUCUGUCAGGCUAUUGCAAACAAAGUGUCGACUGAACGUCCUAAAUUAGCUGAAAACCUCCUACGCAACUACGGAUUUGUAACGGGGAUUGAAUUUCGAGACAGUAAUUUAUUAUUAUCACCUAAAUCUACAUCAACAUUUCGUCGAGGAAUGACACUGAAUUUCAAUUUAGGCUUCCAGAAUUUAAUAAACAGUCUUGGUAAAUCUCAAGCUGAGAAAAAUUAUGCACUUUGGUUAGGCGAUGUGCUAGCUGUUGGUGUUGGAAAUACCGGUGAGAAUUUAGUGUAUACUUUAACUGCAAAACGUCGACCGAAAUCAAUCAGCUUGUAUAUAAAAGAUGAAGAGGAAGAGGAAGAUGAUGAAGGAGAAGAAGACGAAGAAGAAGAGACUAGAAAUGUUGGAAAAAGGGAUACCAGCAGUAGACAUCCACAGAGUGCACGUUCGACAAAUGGUACUAGUGCAAUUGCUAUUUCCAAAAAACAAUCUAUCCCAAAUGGUGAUGGCAGUGUUGGUGUGAAUGCUGCACAAGAAUUAUUGGGUCGCGGACAUCGUCGUGCUAUUAUUGAACAGAAAACUCGAAAUGAACAAACUGCUGAAGAGAAACGUAUGAGCCGCCGGCGAGAUCUAUUCCAAGAACUUGUAACAAGUUCUACAAAUCGUUUAACAGGAUUAAAAACUGAUACUAAUUUAGACACUAAAAUGAAAUCUAGCAUUGCUUAUAAGGGGGCUGGUCAAAUGCCUAAGGAAGAUGAUGUUCGUAAACUUCGACUUUUUGUUGAUAAGAAGUAUGAAACUGUUAUUUUGCCAAUUUUCGGACUUCCAACACCAUUUCACAUCAGUACAAUAAAGAAUGUCUCUACGUCUAUUGAAGCUGAUUAUACGUAUUUACGUAUAAAUUUCCAUCAUCCUGGUGCAUUAGUUGGCGCAAAAGAUACAGCCAGUUUCCAAAGUCCUGAAUCAACUUAUGUGAAAGAGAUGACUUAUCGUGCUUCAAAUGUACGUCGACAUGGUGAAGUUAGUAUACCAUCGACCAAUUUAAAUAAUGCUUAUCGUAUAAUUAAAGAAGUAUUAAAGCGUUUUCGAUCCCGUGAAGCAGAGGAGAAAGAACGUGCAAAUCUCGUAGAACAAGAUGACUUAGUCGUAGAUCAUGCUAAAGGUUCUUUUCGUUUGAAGGAUUUAUACAUUCGUCCUAAUGUUGCAUCGAAAAGAAUAACAGGUACGCUAGAGGCUCAUUCAAACGGUUUCCGUUUCACUUCAGUUCGAGGUGAUCAAGUUGAUAUUCUGUAUAACAAUAUUAAGCAUGCAUUCUAUCAGCCAUGUGAUGGAGAAAUGAUUAUUUUACUGCAUUUCCAUUUAAAGAAUGCAAUUAUGUAUGGCAAGAAGAAGCAUACCGAUAUCCAGUUCUAUACAGAAGUUGGUGAAUUAACCACAGAUUUAAGUAAAACACAUUCUCGUAUGCAAGAUCGUGAUGAUUUAGAGGCGGAACAAAGAGAACGUGAAAUGAGAGAACAAAUUAAAAUGGCAUUUCGUUCAUUUGUGGAUAGAUCUGAGAACUUAGCACGUCGAUAUGAUCUAGAAUUCGAAACACCAUUCCGUGAACUUGGAUUUCAUGGAUGUCCUUUCCGAUCAACUGUACUACUGAUGCCUACAAGUAGUGCAUUAAUAAGUGUUGUUGAAUUACCUGCAUUCGUGGUUACAUUGGAUGAAGUUGAAUUUGUCAUGUUGGAACGUGUCAGCUUAUCGAUUCGUACAUUCGAUAUGGUGUUUGUUUUUAAAGAUUAUCAUAAAAAACCAGCAAUGAUUAAUUCAAUACCGAGUACUGCUUUGGAACUGGUUAAAGAAUGGUUGUUAUCGUGUGAUAUCUUCUAUGCCGAAGCCUCAAAAUCACUUAAUUGGCCUAAACUUAUGAAAACUAUUCUUGAUGAUCCGGAAGGAUUUGUUGAACAAGGAGGUUGGUCAUUUAUAUCACCAGAUGAAGAUGACGAUGAAGAUGAAGAGGACACGGAAGAUGAAGAUGAGAAUUAUGCACCGUCAGAAAGUGAGCUAUCUGGCGAUGGUGAGGAAGAUGGAAGUGGUGAUGAGUCUAGCGGUGAUGAUGAGGAUUGGGAAGCUGAAGAAGAAUCGGAUGAACCAGAAAGUUUAGACUCAGAUGAAUCAGAAGGAAAAGAUUGGGAUGAAUUAGAAGAAGAAGCUAGAAAAGAGGAUGCUAAAAAUGAAAUACCCGACACAGUACAUCCAAAGAAACGUCAACGAGCCCAUAGUCCGUCACCAGUAUCGCAUAAGAAAUCUCGUCAUGGAACAAAAUCCCCAAACAAGAAAAAUAAACGUUGAUAGAAACCAAAUUAUUUUAUUUGAUUAAACAACUAACGGAGAAGCAUUUUUCUUGGAAUAUCUCCUAGUUAUUAAUGUAUUGUACAAAAGAAUGUUUACUAAAUAUUAACGUGCACAAUCUUCUUUCUAAGAAAAACAGAUAUCUAUUAUUAUUAUUAUUAUUAUUAUUAUUAUUAUUAUUAUUAUUAUUAUUAUUAUUAUUAUUAUUAUGUAUGUAUCAUUCUUUUCUCGUGUCAAAUUUACUGAUAUACUGUUUAAAAUUCAUUGUGUAUGUGUAAUCAAAUUUAUUAUCUGUUGGCGAAUUGUUUUAUAGUUAUACCACAGCAGAGGCUGAAUCCGGAAACUUACAUCAAAAUUUUCUGUCCUGGAAAAAAAAAUAAUUUAAGUUAUUAGUCAGUCUAUUUUGCGGCCUAAUGUUCAUUAGAUCAUUUUAUUCAUAAAAUUAACAGUUAGAGGUUCAUGGAAUAUCAAGCAGUACUCGAUAUU